Molecule: messenger RNA, 3166 nt
Organism: Colias croceus (clouded yellow)
Lineage: Eukaryota; Metazoa; Arthropoda; Insecta; Lepidoptera; Pieridae
Exons: 3
Coding region: 353-1309 (318 amino acids)
Source: RefSeq, a predicted model, not a curated record
GUGUCAGUUUAAGCUCCGUAAAUUUUAUAUUUUAAAAAGUAUUUUAUCAUAGCUAGAAAGUUCUAAAUGUGUAUUUGAGUGAUAAUCUAACCUACUAUUCAAUAACGAACCGUAUAAAUCUUUAAUUUAUAUACUGCAUUAGUGUAAAAACGUUACCUAAAAAGUGCCAACUGUCAAACAGCCGUGAGCCGAUUUAAAAUUCUCAACCGAACAUCUGAAAGUGUGCUAAGUGCUAAGUACGAUUUGAAGUCAUUUAUACACAAUUUAUAUACAAAACGUUAUAAUCUGGGCCAUCACGUUUAUAUUUUACAUAAUUAAUCGUCCUUCAUCUUAAAUCGAAGCUUGAAUAAACAUGGCAAACAAAUGCAACAGUUGUGGAAAGUUCUUCGGGGCGUCAGAUAGCACAAAAUGUAAUAAAUGCAAUAUAACUUACCACAGGCAGUGUAAUCAUAUAAGCCCGUCGUCCCGUAAUAAUAACAAGUGGAUUUGCAAAAUAUGUACUACUAAAACAACCUCUAAAACUGUUGAUGAUACUCAGCCUGAAAGCCAAGAAUCGGAUAACUUUGAAGAUGUCAGCACCUCCCCACAGGGCUCAACAUCUCUAAUACAAGAGAUCAAGCUUCUACGGUCCGAGUUAUCCAGCUUCCGUUCAGAGAUAUCUCGUCUAUCCACUCUGGUCUCCAAUUUUGGCUCAAGGUUGGAUAGUAUAGAGGAACGCGUAUCACAUCUUGAAUCUGAACCAUGUAUCGAGAUCGGCCAGAAACAAGUCCAACAGAAUCAGGAAUUGAUUGAGUCCCUAAAGGGAAAGCUGAACGACUCCGAACAAGAGAAACUACAAUAUGACGUUGAGAUUACUGGUAUACCUGAAUCUAAUGGAGAGAAUCUACUGCACAUCACUAUCACACUUGCACAAAAAAUUGGUCUAACCCUAGAUGAGCGAGAUAUAGCGAACGCGCACCGGCGUGGGCCUAAGCGUCUGCCUGAGUCCAGCUCGCAACCACGUCCCAUAAUAGUACGUCUCACCCGCAAACCCUUGCGUGAUAAACUACUGCAGGCGGCGCGCGUGCGACGCAGCGCCGAUACCAGCGGGACGGGGCUAAGCGGGGAUCCAUGCCGUUUCUACCUAAACGAACAUCUUACAUACGAAAACCGUAAUCUUUUUUAUCUCACACGGGAGAAGCUGGGACGCACCAAAAAUUGGCGUUUUAUAUGGACUCGUGGGGGCCGAAUUUACGCUAGGCAGGACAAUAAAUCUAAAGUUAUCAAUAUACGUACAGAGGACGAUUUGGAUAAGGUUUUUCAUAUGUGAACUAUUUUGAUGUAUGUUUUCUUUCAUUAAUAUCAAUUUUUAAUACAAGUCUAAGCUUUUAUAGGUUUGUUAACUACUACCAUAGUCUAAUUAUUGUACUUUUAUUGUAUAAACUUAACACAAAAGCUGAAAUAACUUCUCUUAAACAUGUUUAUCGCUUACCCAGAUAUAAAUAUAAUUGCACAUAUUACGUGACUCAUUAUCUAAGUCUAAUUCUAUUUUAUGUUAUUACUGCAUUGUUUUCUUUAAUAGUGUUAUAUGGCAGUGAUGUUUUUUACUACGACAGUCUAAUUAUUAUAUUUUUAUUGUAUAAACUCAUCACAAAAGCUAAAAUAACUUCUCUUAAACAUGUUUACCGCUUACCUAGAUAUAAAUAUAAUUGCACAUAUUAUGUGACUCAUUAUCUAAGUUUAAUUCUAUUUUAUGUUAUAAUUGCAUUGUUUUCUUUAAUAGUGUUAUGUGGCAGUGUUGUUUUUUACUGCCAUAGUCUAAUUAUUGUAUUUUUAUUGUAUAAACUCAUCGCAAAAGCUAAAAUAACUUCUCUUAAACAUGUUUAUCGCUUACCUAGAUAUAAAUAUAAUUGCACAUAUUAUGUGACUUAUUAUCUAAGUUUAAUUCUAUUUUAUGUUAUUAUUGCAUUGUUUUCUUUAAUAGUGUUAUAUGGCAGUGUUGUUUUUUACUACGAUAGUCUAAUUAUUACAUUUUUAUUGUAUAAACUCAUCACAAAAGCUAAAAUAACUUCUCUUAAACAUGUUUAUCGCUUACCUAGAUAUAAAUAUAAUUGCACAUAUUAUGUGACUCAUUAUCUAAGUUUAAUUCUAUUUUAUGUUAUAAUUGCAUUGUUUUCUUUAAUAGUGUUAUGUGGCAGUGUUGUUUUUUACUGCCAUAGUCUAAUUAUUGUAUUUUUAUUGUAUAAACUCAUCGCAAAAGCUAAAAUAACUUCUCUUAAACAUGUUUAUCGCUUACCUAGAUAUAAAUAUAAUUGCACAUAUUAUGUGACUUAUUAUCUAAGUUUAAUUCUAUUUUAUGUUAUUAUUGCAUUGUUUUCUUUAAUAGUGUUAUAUGGCAGUGUUGUUUUUUACUACGAUAGUCUAAUUAUUACAUUUUUAUUGUAUAAACUCAUCACAAAAGCUAAAAUAACUUCUCUUAAACAUGUUUACCGCUUACCUAGAUAUAAAUAUAAUCGCACAUAUUAUGUGACUCAUUAUCUAAGUCUAAUUCUAUUUUACGUUAUAAUUGCAUUGUUUUCCUUAAUAGUGUUAUAUGGCAGUGUUGUUUUUUACUGCCAUAGUCUAAUUAUUGUAUUUUUAUUGUAUAAACUCAUCACAAAAGCUAAAAUAACUUCUCUUAAACAUGUUUAUCGCUUACCUAGAUAUAAAUAUAAUUGCACAUAUUAUGUGACUUAUUAUCUAAGUUUAAUUCUAUUUUAUGUUAUAAUUUCAUUGUUUUCUUUAACAGUGCUAUGUGGCAGUGAUGUUGACUUUGACUCUAGUUUCCUCAGUAAUAAAAGAAAAAACAAGUUUCUGUAUGCAUGUCUGUAUGGAUACUCACAUAAGGCACGACGAGUUCCUCGUGGCGAUGCAGCGCCAUUCUGUUGAUAUAAUGGCUAUAAACGAAACAUGGCUGAGGGCUGGUGAGGAGGGACGUGCUCCUGUUGUCCCGGGAUACCGGCUGCACCAUGUACCUCGACCAACCAGUGUGCGGACCCGCGGAGGUGGGGUAGGCUUCUAUUUGAAAAAAGGGCUUCAAAUUCAAUUACGCCGACACUGUUUAUGGCCCCAGACUUCUUUCUCGCACACAAACAGCGAUACAGCGGGUACAAAAUGCGUGUGCGCGUUUUUGCUGGGACAUCCCUCC